UCCGUGUCCAGCUGGCAACGUUCAGUUUAGCUUUUUGCUAAGCUCUUUGCUAACAUGCACAGCUUGUGAGUGUGCACGCAGCGUCUGUUACCACAUAAAUAUACACUCAUAUACGUGUUAAGUUGUUUAGUUAUUCGGUAUCAACUUAAAAAAUAACGACUGACUUCAGAAUGAGGUAAAGGGCAGAAUGAGGUUUCGUGGAAGUGUCAAGCAUUUUCGGUAGGGCACGCGUCCAAGGGGAUGCUAGCCGCUCUUCGACGCUGCAACAAGGAAAAGUGGAAAAGAGAAACAGGCUGCGGAGUUUAAACAGCAAAGGAAAGAGGGAAGUGAAUCUAAACCGUGUUCACCCCACUCCACAGUGGAGCAGCAGCUGCCGCAGGCUCCCACGGACACCAUGGUUUAACUCUUCUGAACAGCACAGUGUGCUAGUGUUAGAGUGUGUUUGUGUGUGUGUGAGAGAGAGAGAGAGAGAGUGUGUAGGCUGCGUGGCUCACUAUAUCAACCUCGGUGACUCUAUUGUGUGAAAAGGCCAGUGGUCCAGAAGAUGGGUCAUCCUCCUCUGGAGUUCAGUGACUGCUAUCUGGACAGUCCGGACUUCAGAGAGACUCUCAAAUGCCAUGAAUUAGAGCUGGACAGAACCAGCAAGUUCCUCAAAGAGGUGAUCAAAGAUGGCAACAGUGUCAUCACCGCAAUCAGGGGUUAUUCUGUUGCUGUGCAGAAGUUUUCUCAGACUCUCAGUAUGUUCCAGUUUGACUUCAUUGGUGACUCUCUGACUGAUGAUGAGAUUAAUAUUGCCGAGUCCUUCCAUGAGUUUGCUGGUCUCCUACAGGAAGUGGAGCACGACAGGAUGAUGCUGGUUCAAAAUGCCUCAGAUCUUCUCAUCAAGCCUUUGGAGAAGUUCAGAAAAGAGCAAAUCGGAGUAAUGAAGGAGAAGAAAAAGAAGUUUGAGAAAGAGAGUGAAAAAUAUUACUCCCAGUUAGACAAACACCUAAAUCUCUCUGCCAAGAAAAAAGAGAGUCAGCUUCAAGAGGCUGAUGAUCUGUUAGACAAAGAGCGGGUGAACUUCUGCGAGUCCUCAGUGGAAUACGUUUACCAGAUCCAUCAGGUGCAGGACAAGAAGAAAUUUGACAUAGUGGAGCCUGUGCUGGCGUUUCUUCACAGCAUUUUAACACUCAACAACCUGACGGUGGAGAUGACACAGGACUUCAUGCCUUAUAAGCAGGAGCUGCAGCUCAGCUUGCAGAAUACACGAAACCACUAUGAGAGCACUCGUGAGGAGAUGGAGGAGCUGAUGAGGAGAAUGAGACAUCCGUCCCAGAUCUGUAAAAUGCACAACUACCUGCCAAUGGAGGGUUAUCUGUACUGUCAGGAGAAGUGGGCUUUGGGCGUCACAUGGGUCAAAUAUUACUGCAAGUAUCACAAGGACGGGAGACUGCUCGUCAUGGUUCCCUGUGAACAGAAGCCUACAACUAAACAGGGCCCCACGCAGCUGACAAUGAAGUCCUGCAUCCGCCGGAAGACAGAGUCCAUAGACAAGCGCUUUUGCUUUGACGUGGAAAUUAUCGAGAGAAACACGCCUGUUACUUUCCAGGCACUUUCAGAGGAGGACAGGAAGAUGUGGAUGGAGGCCAUGGAUGGAAAAGAGCCUAUCUAUCAUUCCCCAAUUCACAAACAAGCUGAAAUGGAGCUGAAUGAAACUGGAUUCAAGUUUGUGCGAAAGUGCAUCAACUACAUUGAAUCGAAAGGAGUGACACAAGAAGGAGUGUACAGAACAGUUGGCAGCAACAUCCAAGUGCAGAAGCUUUUAAAUGCUUUCUUUGACCCCACAAACCCAGCAGACGUGGACCUCCACAGCAGCGACUCGGACAUUAAAACCAUUGCAAGUGCAUUGAAGUUUUAUUUGAGGAGUCUGUCUGAACCUCUGAUGACCUACGGUCUUCACAGGGACCUCAUGUGUGCUGCAAAGUCAGAUAGUCUGGACUUCAGACUUAGUGAAAUUCAUUCCCUCACCUACAAACUACCAGAGAAGAACCGGGAGAUGCUGGAGAUGCUCAUCAAACACUUGGUCAAUGUGUGCAGCCACAGUGAUGAAAACCGCAUGACUCCCUCCAACAUGGCUGUCGUCUUCGGACCCACACUGAUGAGAGCGAAGGAGGAGACUGUGGCAGCCAUGUUGGAUAUCAAGUUCCAAAACAUUGUCGUUGAGAUUCUCAUCGAGGACUACCAAAAGAUCUUUAGUUAUAUGCCAGAGGACAGCACCGCCCCACCUGUCCCUCCUCCGCGGAUCACCCCGAGAAAGCGGCAGCCCAUCACAAUCUCCAAGCGGCCAGCUCGUGUUUUUCAAGCGCUUAGUCACGACCAAUUCCAGAAAACAGAGAAUGGCCAGAACGAAGGCUCAGUCACCGCGAACCCGGUUCCCUUGCAGCGGACAAAACCUGUAAGCUUUCCUCCAAUGGUUCCAAAAGAACCCCCACCGAGACUACCAAUGAUGCCCCGACCCAGACAUUUGGACUCUGACGCUGGGAAGAUAGAAGAUGCCAGACAAAGGCCAGAUUCCUCUUCAGCUGCAAAUGGAGAAUCUGGAGUGUAUGUGAGCCGAGUCCCAUCAUUCCAGAGCAGAAAACCAUCUCAAAAGACCACAUCCGCCCACAGAGAAGGAGAUUCUGAAGGUCUGACCAGAACAAGGUCUGCAGAGAAACCUGCCAUUUGUCGACCCCCGGUCAGGCCUCCCGAGCCCCCGUCCAGACUCCCCCCUCCACAGAAGCCUCCGAGUGCAGCCAGCAGUGAGGCCACACCCACUUCUUAUGUUGCCUCGAAAGCAAAGUUUUUUGAAAAUGCCUCCCGGUAAGAAGGAAGAACUGAAGUUGAGGAGCUGAACACCGCAUCAUGUGACCUGCGUGACCUGAGGACCUGAACUCUUAUCCUGCUUCACUGAGGAAAAUGACCCUGAACAGUAAAUAAGGAUAACAACUAUGUUUUAAACAACAUGGAAUCAAAGUUAAAUGUAAAUGAGCUUGUACUGUCACUGGCUCAGCGUUUUAAAGUUGGGACAGUUGAGUAUUUUUUUUCCUUCCCCAUCACUUACACUCCAAUAUUUAGUCAUUUUACAGUUAAACAGAAACUAACUGUUGUGACUGGUUAUGUCUUGUAUAGCAUCUUAACACUCAGUAGUGUAACCAAAGUGUCCCAAAAAAAAUGUAUUCAUUCAAAUUGAUACGUAAAAUGAAUCACUUGAAUGGAUUCAUAAUGACCAGUUUGAUAAUUAUUAUUAAUUUUAAAAUGUGACAUAUUUGGUCUAAUUAAUUUAUAGAUUUUGUAAAUUCAUUGAGACAAAAUCAAUUUUAUGUAUUUUUUUUAUUGAAUGUGCUUAAAGAUGAGCAACUGCUAAAUAUGCUGUUACAGUAUUAAAAAAAGAAGAAGAUUUCAUGUUACAAAAUAAACAAAUGAUUUGGUGUGUAAUAUUAAUCAUCACAGUUACAGCUCAAACAUAGUUCACUUUUCAAAUAAUUAAAAUAAUAUUUGCUACAGGAAGUGCAGGUUUGUAUUACAGUGUAUAAUUUACACUGAAAACAAAGUUAUUGUGUUAAACACAGGGGGAAAAAAACCUGAUUGACCUCUGACCUGACUAGUCAGUUUGUACAGGUUGUGUAGUUGUUGUUGUUUUGUAAAGAGUGAAAAUAACCUUUAAUAGUUUUGCUCCUCAAAUGGAUUAUUGUGAUUGAAAAAAAGUGGAUCAAAAAUGAUUGCUACGACAUGACAAAAACACGUUUUUGUUUGUUGAAUUUUAUUAUAUAGUUCUCAAAAUUAUAAUGUUUGGUUUAAAGGUGUUUUUUUUGUAAAUUCAUUUGAAGAGCCAAACCUGAACUCUCAGGUUGCUGUCUGGUUUCCAAAAAGUUAAAUAUAUAAAAAUAAAUAAAUAAAUGCAGCCUGAUGUUAAACUGA
Messenger RNA from Solea solea (common sole), 3942 nucleotides. Its product is annotated as oligophrenin-1-like. Gene Ontology annotation, biological process: signal transduction. Gene Ontology annotation, cellular component: cytoplasm. Lineage: Eukaryota; Metazoa; Chordata; Actinopteri; Pleuronectiformes; Soleidae. The transcript has 23 exons. The record is from RefSeq and is a predicted model, not a curated record. The coding region runs from base 545 to 2848 and encodes 767 amino acids. Gene Ontology annotation, molecular function: protein binding; GTPase activator activity.